Penaeus chinensis is the source of this 1350-nucleotide messenger RNA. RefSeq names its product lactosylceramide 1,3-N-acetyl-beta-D-glucosaminyltransferase B-like. The transcript has 7 exons. The record is from RefSeq and is a predicted model, not a curated record. Bases 1 to 1350 code for a protein of 449 amino acids. Gene Ontology annotation, molecular function: hexosyltransferase activity. NCBI's taxonomy places the organism in Eukaryota, Metazoa, Arthropoda, Malacostraca, Decapoda, Penaeidae. Gene Ontology annotation, cellular component: membrane.
AUGGCUACGUCACCGCAUCUUCGAACACAGAGGCACCUCCUUCAGAACUGGCCUUUCGCUGAGCAAACCAUCCUUCUCAUCAAUAACAGAACAUUCACCAUUGAGAAUGAAGGCUUGUGUGAACCUUCGAAACGUUUGCUAAAAAAAUAUGAUGAGAUUCUUCACGGCCGUGUUGAUAUCCCUCUUCGUGCUUACGAUUCGACGCCUGAUGGAUUGGAAACAGCUGACUUGACUGGAGAAUAUUUGCAUAUUAUUACUGUGUAUGUCGCCUUAAACUUCAGUUACAUUAUAGUGUUUACCGGCAUCACAAGUGAAUCUGUUAUGGCUCGAUUGUUCUCCAGAUUUAACACGACCAAUGCAGUCUACAUGGCACUCAGUCGGCUGCGAGACUCUUCCACAGCCGCCGCCGUAAUGGUGCUGAGCAUGAUGCUGGCCGUGACGUGGGUGGCGGUCGCGGCGCAUCUUCUCCAUCAGUACCACUUCCCUCCGCCGCUGCUCAGACACCAAAGCUAUAACAAAGCUGUACAAGACGUUCUCAACCGCCUGAGGAGCGAACACCUGCAAAACAAAAGCCACACUCGCUUCCCCUUCAGGUACACAAUCAACGAAAGGGGGCUCUGCCAUGACAAUGUGGUCAUCAUAAACAUGGUCCCAGUCCAUCCGCACCAGACUGAGGUUCGUCAUUUUAUAAGGAGUACCUGGGCCAAACCCACCUUAUUCCGUAUGUCGCGCAUGAAGACGGUUUUCCUGAUGGGGAGCACGGCCAUGGCCAACAUGACACGCGAGGUGGCCCGCGAGAGCGACACCUUCCAUGACAUCAUUCAGCUGGACUUCGAGCACCCGGCCGACGAAAUGUCCCACACGACACUCUCCAUGCUCCACUGGACGCUCACCUACUGCCCUCGGGCCAAGUGGAUCCUAAGAACGAGGGCCAACGUGGUCGUCAACACUCUAGCGAUGAGCGACUUCCUCCUAGGCAGCAACGAGGACUUCGCGUGCCUGAUGGCCGAGGAAGGCGUCUCGUGUCGCACGGGGCACUGCGGCGGCGGCGGCGGCGGCGGCGGGAACGGCGAUUCCUCUGACCAGCAGUCGCCACCGCCUCACUGCGCGCCCCACGCCUACGCUCUCAGCACCGACAUCGCCCGUGAUUUAUAUCUCUUUGCAAAUAAGACGCACCAACACCCGGACGAAAACGUGUUCUUCACAGGCACACUGCCCCUGCCGCUGCAGCCCACAUACCACCGCUUGAGGAGCGAGCAACUCCAAUUCGGCAAGACGGCCAUCUACAAGGAAGGCUGGAGCAAUCUCCCACUGAUGACUGUGGGGAACAUUCGCGGCCGAGCAGCGUAG